This is a messenger RNA of Suillus clintonianus, 786 nucleotides long. RefSeq lists its product as uncharacterized. Gene Ontology annotation, molecular function: RNA binding. The coding region runs from base 1 to 696 and encodes 231 amino acids. The transcript has 6 exons. The record is from RefSeq and is a predicted model, not a curated record. NCBI's taxonomy places the organism in Eukaryota, Fungi, Basidiomycota, Agaricomycetes, Boletales, Suillaceae.
AUGCCGACUGGGACUGGUGCAUCUUGUGUGGCCGAACACAGUACCAGGAAAAUUUCGAUUGAAGAGCUACUCAACCGCUCCCGCUUGGAGAAACUACUUCGCGACUCGUAUGGCAACUAUUGUGUGCAGACCGCGCUAGACUAUGCCGAUCCUGCGCAGCGUAUGCUCCUCCUCAAAAGCAUUCGCCCACGGGAACAGGCCAACGUCGAGAACUUCAGCUAUCAUGCCCCUUAUGGCAUGAUGCUCAUGGGCAACUCUGGCCAUUACGGUGGCAACCCCGGUUAUCAUGGUCACGGUCACCACAAUGCAGGGGCCCGGUACAUCCCCCAGGGAAUGCACCCUACCAGUGUUGCUGAUGUCUAUGCCCAGGGAGGCUUGUAUGGUAUCCAAGCGCAAGGCUCCUACGGCCAUUCUCGCCUCGGUCCCCAAAUGCACGGUGUUCAGGCGCGUUCGAUCGACGGAUAUGUCUUGCAAGGCACCUCUCCUCAUAGCACGAGCCUGACACCCCCUCAUACCCAAGCCACUGGCUAUACGGGCGUUGCUGGAUAUGCUAACCCCGAUUCCGUGAUGGACGAGUUUAAUGCCUUCUACGGGACAUUGACAUCAGAUCAGCUUGGAAAAUACAACGAGGAAGCCAAGAAUUUGGUGUCCAACGACGCGUGGAAUAAGAAUGUCAACGAGGGCCAAAUCUACUAGCCUUUCACUCCAUUCUGCUACCAGCGUCUGCCACACCUUCGUUGCUGUGUUAUCCACUUCCUAUUUUCGAUCCCGCUGCCUGGUCUCGAC